Prorocentrum cordatum is the source of this 1227-nucleotide messenger RNA. The record is from the annotation of a GenBank genome assembly. Lineage: Eukaryota; Dinophyceae; Prorocentrales; Prorocentraceae.
CAGGCCACGCCCAUGGGGAUGGGGGUCGCUUAAACGAUGCCCACAUCCUCCGGGAAAACGGCGGCUCCGACGCCCCGUUGGUCCGCCGCGCCGCGGCGGCGGCGGCCGGCACCGUGGAGUGGCUGCUGGGCGUGCUGCCGGCGGGGGCCCUGGUAUUCUACACGACUUCCUGUACCCUGGGCACAGCCGGAUGAGGAUGGUGGGGCCGCCAGCGGGUUACGGCCAGCGCCUGCAGCAGGACCUGUACACCGCAGUCGCCAGGCAGCCCCGCAUAGCCGUGCGGCACGAGGCGGGCGUGCUGGGGCUCGCCACCUCCGCCGGCGGGCGCGUGCGCGGCGUGAGGCUCGCAGGGGGGGAGGUGCUGGAGGGCGCCUGCGUCGUGCUCGCCACGAACGGCUUUGGCGCCAACAAGGCGAUGGUCCGUGAGCACCUGGGGAGCAGCGUGGCCAACGGUGUCUACCUGGGCUCGCCCCUGAACACGGGGGAGGCCUUGGCGUGGGCGGCGCAGCUGGGCGCGGCCACCGAGCGCAUGGGCGCCUUCCAGGGCCACGCCUCGGUGGUCGCCCCGAGCGGCCCCCUCGUGACCUGGGGCGUGGUGGUCAACGGCGCCAUCCUGGUCAACACCGAGGGCAGGAGGUUUGGCAACGAGCUGGUGGGCUACUCCGCGUACUCGCGCAGCGUCAUGGCGCAGCCGGGGGCGGAGGCGGUGGAGGUGUUCCCCGAGGCGUGCCUCGCGGCGUGCCGCGGCACCCGCUUCGAGGAGGUGCUGGAGGCCGGCGCGAUGGGCACCUUCGGGUCCGUGGAGGAGCUGUGCAGCGCUCACGGCCUGCCCCCCGAGCGCCUCGCGGCGGCCGUCGACGAGGUGCGCCGCGCUGCCGGCGGCGCGGACGGCUUCGGGCGGCCGUGGCCGCGCGAGAGCCCGUUCGGAGGCGUCCCCGGCGCCCUGCACGCGGUCCGGGUCCGGGCGGCGCUCUUCCACACCCAGGGCGGCCUGCGGUGCGACGCCUCCCAGCGCGUGCUGCGCGCGGACGGCUCCCCGAUCGGCGGGCUGUUCGCCGCGGGGGGCACGGCGGCGGGGCUGAGCGGCCACGACGCCCUCGGGUACCUCUCCGGCAACGGCCUCCUGCACGCCGUGGUCUCGGGCCGGUGGGCGGGGCGGGCGGCGGCAGGUGUCUGGUGCGACGGGGUGCCGGCGCCUUCUCUGUGAGACGCGGGCGUCGCGAGCAG